Molecule: messenger RNA, 2584 nt
Organism: Nycticebus coucang (slow loris)
Lineage: Eukaryota; Metazoa; Chordata; Mammalia; Primates; Lorisidae
Gene: OLFM2
Product: olfactomedin 2
Exons: 6
Coding region: 319-1686 (455 amino acids)
Biological process (GO): signal transduction
Source: RefSeq, a predicted model, not a curated record
CCGGGUCUGGUCCCUUCAGCUCUCCCUGCUGGUGCCAGCUCCCCACUUCCCGGCUCACCCCACCUUGACCCUGCUCUGUCUUUGCCAGAAGACAAGCAGGGGGCGGGGCAGGGGGCGGAGCCGGCAACAAAGACUGGGAGAGAGCGAGGGAGCCGGGCACGGCGGAAUCCCGGCCGCUGGCGAGGUGGAGAGACCGCGGCGGCUGCGGCGGCCGAGGGUCGCCCGGGCCAGCGGGCGGGGUCGCGCAUGGUGGCGGUCCUCGCGCCCGGGCGCCGCUAGGGUGGACAGGGAGACCGGACGCCGAGCUAGGGGCGCGUCAUGUGGCCGCUCACGGUCCCGCCGCUGCUGCUGCUGCUACAGCUGUGCUCAGGCCUCGCGGGACAGACUCUCUUUCAGAGCCCCGAAGAGGGCUGGCAGCUGUACACUUCGGCCCAGGCCCCCGAUGGGAAAUGCAUCUGCACAGCCGUAAUUCCUGCGCAGAGUACCUGCUCCCGCGAUGGUAGGAGUCGGGAACUGCGACAACUGAUGGAGAAGGUCCAGAACGUCUCCCAGUCCAUGGAGGUCCUUGAGUUGCGGACGUAUCGUGACCUCCAGUAUGUGCGCAGCAUGGAGACCCUCAUGCGCAGCCUGGACUCAAGGCUCCGGGUGGCUGAUGGAUCCCUCUCAGCCAAGAGCUUCCAGGAGCUGAAAGACAGGAUGACAGAGCUCUUGCCUCUGAGCUCGGUCCUGGAGCAGUACAAGGCAGAUACGCGGACCAUCGUGCGCCUGCGGGAGGAGGUGAGGAACCUCUCGGGCAGCCUUGCAGCAAUCCAGGAAGAGAUGGGUGCCUAUGGGUACGAGGACCUCCAGCAGCGGGUGAUGGCACUCGAGGCCAGGCUCCACACCUGUGCCCAGAAGCUGGGCUGUGGGAAACUGACUGGGGUCAGUAACCCCAUCACCAUUCGAGCCAUGGGGUCCCGCUUCGGCUCCUGGAUGACCGACACAAUGGCCCCCAGCGCAGACAGCAGGGUCUGGUACAUGGAUGGCUAUUACAAGGGCCGCCGGGUCCUGGAGUUCCGUACCCUGGGAGACUUCAUCAAAGGCCAGAACUUUAUCCAGCACCUGCUGCCCCAGCCAUGGGCAGGCACGGGCCAUGUGGUAUAUAAUGGCUCCCUGUUCUAUAACAAGUACCAGAGCAACGUCGUGGUCAAGUACCACUUCCGCUCACGCUCCGUGCUUGUGCAGAGGAGCCUCCCAGGGGCAGGCUACAAUAACACCUUCCCCUACUCCUGGGGUGGCUUCUCUGACAUGGACUUCAUGGUGGACGAGAGCGGGCUUUGGGCUGUGUACACCACCAACCAGAAUGCAGGCAACAUUGUGGUCAGCCGGCUGGACCCGCACACCCUGGAGGUCAUGCGGUCCUGGGACACUGGCUACCCCAAGCGCAGUGCUGGUGAGGCCUUCAUGAUCUGUGGGGUGCUCUACGUGACAAACUCCCACUUAGCUGGCGCCAAGGUCUACUUUGCCUAUUUUACCAACACAUCCAGUUAUGAGUACACAGAUGUGCCCUUCCACAACCAGUAUUCCCACAUCUCCAUGUUGGAUUACAACCCCCGGGAACGGGCCUUGUACACUUGGAACAAUGGCCACCAAGUCCUUUACAAUGUCACACUGUUCCAUGUCAUCAGCACUGCAGGGGACCCCUAGGCACUGCCACAUGUUGGGGGGCAGGAAGGGAGGCUCCCUGAGGGCCCUUCCAACUCUGUGUCCCUGAAGGCUGAUCUUUCCGUCUCUGUCAUGCCCUCUCUCUCCCUACCCUUCUGCGAGGCUCUUGUCAUUGCCCUCUGUAUUUCUAUCAAUGCAUUUUCACCAUUUCAUCUCUUCUUUAUUGAUCUCUGCUUUUGAUACUCUACUUUUAUCUUUCUGCCUUUUUAUUGACGUCCCUCUGUCUCUUUCUUUUUAUUGAUCUGACCCUCUGGUUCUCGUUCCCUAUCUCUGCUGUUCUUUGUCUUGCUCUGCCCUCACCCCUCUUUUGCUUCCCGCCCCACCCACACCUCUAUUCACACCCCCUUCCCCCGAGUGGAGUGCAUGGAUCUAUUUCUUUUUUUAUUUACACUUCUUUCUGAGUUGCCGGAAUAAACGGGAUCUUUGACAUUUUAUGUUUCAGUGGCUCUGAGUGGGGCGGGGCACAGACAUGAGGACUUCCUUUUGGUAACUCAAGGUUAAGUGAACUGGGGCGGGCAGACCAGCAUGGGGGAUAGUGAGGAAGGGCCCAGGGUAAACCCUUUGGAGAGACCCAAUCUGAAGUUAUUUAGAUUGAAAGCAAUUUGUUUAAAAGCAGUUUGAUCAAAAUAAUCCAGAAGUCUAUCAGAAUGAUGAAAACUGGCCUCAAAUGAAUACUCUUCCCGUCACUAGCUUUCCACUUUUGGAUCACUCUGGUGCAUCACUGAGUGGUCUGUGGCAAUUUUUUAAUGGUUUUUUUUAACAAUUUGGCUGCCUUUUAAGAACCUGGGUAAGAGAGGGUUAGGGCACAGUCAAAUUUUUCCCUUUUCUUUCUUCUCUUUUUCUGCUUUGUAAUUUCAAAAAUAAUAUAUAUAUUAUUUAU